This is a messenger RNA of Rotaria sp. Silwood2, 1152 nucleotides long. The record is from the annotation of a GenBank genome assembly. NCBI's taxonomy places the organism in Eukaryota, Metazoa, Rotifera, Eurotatoria, Philodinida, Philodinidae.
AUGACUUCGCCAAAUAAUCAAAAGCUGAGACAUUUAACUGAUACUGUCGAUAAACUUGCCAAACGACUAUUGUCUAUUCAACCGUCUUCUCUCGAGCAACUCGAACAAUGGCGUGAGGCAGCUUACCGAUCUGUUGAUCACUAUUGCGAACACAAACGCCAUGAAUUAAUUGAAACGAAACAAGCUCAUCAAAAGAAAGAACUUGAUCAACUUCGACAAAAAGUAAAUCAUUUAAUUGAAAAGCAUGAUGAUAAACAAGAUCAUUAUGAUUCAAUUAAUCAUGAUAUUCAAUUGUUGGCCGUUAAAAUUAAUGAACUAGAACAUCUCCGAUUAAAGGUUCAUCCAUUGUCCAUUGACGAACAUCUUGUUGUUCGACGACAUCUAUUCCCUCUGCCUCAUCCAUCUCGAACAAUUCGUUUAAAAGCUGGUUUAGAAAGUGCUGUUGGCACUAAUGAUAGACAUCUUCUUGUCGAUCGAGAAGGUAAACAUCUAUGUUUGCUUGAUGAAAACCUAGCGAUUACCAACGAAGUUCCAUUUACUCAUGAUGGUAUUCAUAGUGUAUUUUGGGCAUCAACAAUUGCUCGAUUUAUUAUUAUUACUUUUAAAAAAAUUUUAUUACUUGAUGAGAAAACGAUGAAAAUCGAGCAAUGUCCUGUUUCAUCUGAACUAGAUUGGUGGCGUGGCACCUGCUCGGAAGAUACUUUAUUUUUAUCGACAGUAGAAUGGGGUUCAUCAAUUUAUGAAUUUAACCUGCGAUCAUCAUUUAAAGCUGGCAAGGAAUGGCAUGCACCUGUUACUUGUAAAAAAGAAGAAAUUCUUUGUGAUAUAAAGUACAACAGUGGUUUUCUUGCUACUCCUAUUUUUAACAAAAAUAAAGAAGAGAGCCAUUUUGAACUACGUUCAGCAGCAACUCUUGAAUGUAUCUGGUCAAUUCGUGUUCAUGGACGUUGUCGUUGUUGUUCAAUUGACGUUGAUCAAUGGUUGUUGAUGGAUCAUGAUGAUUGUCGAUUCUUUCAUAUUUCAGCUGAUGGAAACCUUUUAGAAGCAGACAAGUAUGAUCAACAUGAACGACUCGAGGAUAUUAUACCAUGGGGCAAAGAUAACAUUGUUGUUUUAACCAAGAAAAGUAUCAACUUGCAUUCACUUAACUAA